Sabethes cyaneus is the source of this 1108-nucleotide messenger RNA. RefSeq names its product zinc finger protein 267-like. The record is from RefSeq and is a predicted model, not a curated record. NCBI's taxonomy places the organism in Eukaryota, Metazoa, Arthropoda, Insecta, Diptera, Culicidae. Gene Ontology annotation, cellular component: nucleus. Gene Ontology annotation, molecular function: DNA-binding transcription factor activity, RNA polymerase II-specific; RNA polymerase II transcription regulatory region sequence-specific DNA binding; zinc ion binding. Bases 29 to 1108 code for a protein of 359 amino acids. The transcript is spliced from 3 exons. Gene Ontology annotation, biological process: regulation of transcription by RNA polymerase II.
AAAACGGAAGAAAUAAACAAUUUUUAAGAUGUCCACCGAUGUGUCUACGGUGCAUAAAGUGUGCCGAUGUUGUUUGGAGCAGGAUAGAGCUUGCACCAACGUUUUCACUACAUUGUGCGAGUUUCAAAACAAAAUAAGUGAUUUGCUGCUGGAUUGUACGGGGAUUUCGAUUUCAGAGCAAGAUUUUUUUUCGAAGGAAAUCUGCGACCCGUGCCUAGUGGAGCUAACCAACGCGAACCGCUUCCGAGUGCGAUGUCUUGCAUCGCAAGAGACGUUACAAAGUGAUCAACUGGUCGUUAGAGUACUGCAAUCGUUUCAGCCGAUAGAUCCGAAUAAUUCCGCCCUGCAGGGCAUCGGUUCGCUUUCGGCGGACUUGGACGUCGUCAAUUCUAUCGAUCAAUCUAGCCAAAACUAUGAAACCACAGACAGUCAAACUUUGCUUGUCGCGGAUGUGUCAGCUUUUCAAAAUCCGGUUAAAAUCGAAGAAUCUGAUCUGAAAUUAGAAGACGCAACAUAUCUGCUCGGUACUCUGUUGAAUGAACCCACACGUGGGGCAUGUUUCGAAGAUUCGUCUACUUUUAGUAACCACAAUCAAAUACAGGUUGAAAAUACGGUUGUUGAAGAGCCACACCAAUUAAGCAUUUAUGGAAACGUAUUCAACGAUGUGAAUAGUCCGGUAAAACUGCUUCCGCAGCUUCCGGCUGACCACACGCAAGCUUCGAAAUGCCACAUUUGUAGCGAACAGUUUCAAACUACCAAAUUACUCAUCCGACAUCGACGGCUCAACCAUACCGGUAGAACGAGCAAAUGUCCUAAGUGCAAAAAGGGAUUCAGCUGCCGCUCGCUUCUUGCGAAGCAUAUGAUUAUCCAUUCCAGCGAGCAGCCCCAUAAAUGCGACUCUUGUGACCAGCGGUUUCAUUUCAAGGGUUGUCUUCUGAAGCACAGGAAGACACAUAAUGUUAAACAAACUUUUACGGCGGAAGUGUUGUCCACAAGCGAUGUGAAAGACGACGGGGAACAGCAGCAGCAGUCCGACGUUGCGUGUUAUGAUUGUGACCUGUGCGGAAAACAGUUUAUGUCUCUUACAAGAAACAAACUUAAAUAUUGA